This is a messenger RNA of Hibiscus syriacus, 1108 nucleotides long. Its product is annotated as expansin-A10-like. Lineage: Eukaryota; Viridiplantae; Streptophyta; Magnoliopsida; Malvales; Malvaceae. Gene Ontology annotation, cellular component: extracellular region. The record is from RefSeq and is a predicted model, not a curated record. Bases 55 to 801 code for a protein of 248 amino acids. Gene Ontology annotation, biological process: plant-type cell wall organization. The transcript is spliced from 3 exons.
AUCACUCAACUGCCUCACAUUAUCAAAGCUCAUAUUUUCAAACCUCCAGGGAAAAUGGCUCUUGCUGGGGCUUUCUUCGUGGCUAUACUUUCAAUGGUCUCAGCUGUUCAUGGAUAUGGUGGUGGUUGGAUCAAUGCUCAUGCUACCUUCUACGGUGGAAGUGAUGCUUCAGGAACAAUGGGUGGAGCUUGUGGUUAUGGUAACCUGUAUAGCCAGGGUUAUGGGACAAACACUGCUGCUCUGAGCACUGCUCUGUUCAACAAUGGGCUAAGCUGUGGUUCUUGCUACGAGAUCAAGUGUGUCAACGACGGCAAAUGGUGCUUGCCGGGCUCGAUUCUGGUCACGGCCACCAAUUUCUGCCCACCAAACAAUGCUCUCCCCAACAAUGCCGGCGGCUGGUGCAACCCUCCUUUGGAACACUUCGACCUUUCUCAGCCUGUUUUCCAACACAUUGCUCAGUACAGAGCUGGGAUUGUCCCUGUUUCUUACAGAAGGGUACCAUGCAGAAGAAAGGGAGGCAUAAGGUUCACAAUGAACGGUCACUCCUACUUUAACCUAGUUCUCAUCAGCAACGUCGGCGGAGCCGGCGACGUACAUGCAGUAGCCAUCAAGGGUUCCAGGACCGGUUGGCAGCCAAUGUCGAGGAACUGGGGUCAGAACUGGCAGAGCAACAGCUAUCUCAACGGACAAAGCCUCUCGUUUAAGGUCACAACGAGUGAUGGCCGUACUGUCGUCUCCAACAAUGUUGCCCCGGCCGGCUGGUCCUUCGGCCAGACCUUCUCUGGCGGCCAAUUCCGCUAAAUAAGAAAAAAGAAACCGUCUUUCUUCUUCAAUUGGAUACUAUAUUUACACACCUUUGAAAGUAGUAUUAGCUAGAGUUUUUAGUAAUCUGGCUAGUAGAUUAUAAUACCAUGUUAAUGUGGCCGAAUACUCCGGUCAUUUGAGUCAUUUUUCUUUUGCUGCUUAUAAAGCAGGGGGACUGGGCAGAGGUGGACUUUUACCACCCGCCGCUAAGCAUUGUUUUGGCUUGUAUUGGUUCCGUGUAAGGUCGCGACUUGUGAGCAAUUUCCACUAGUAAUGGGAAAGUAAACUCCUAUUUAUACCCCUA